AUGCGUGCGCUCUGUUUGUCCCUCCGCUCCUCCCGUCCUCGCUUUACAAACCUGGAUGUUGAUAGAGGGGACUCUGGGUUCAGAGUCCAGCCUGGAGCCGAACUCCGCUCCGCGGACUUACGGAGGUCGGACUGCGGCUCGGCGGCAGCGGCGAACGGCCGCAGCUCCCCGGAGGACGUGGUGGUGGUUCACGGCCGCAGGACCGCUAUCGGAAAGGCCAAGAGGGGAGGCUUUAAGGACACCACGCCUGACGAGCUGCUGAGCGCCGUGAUGUCGGCCGUGCUGAAAGACGUCGGACUGUCCCCUGAGCGGCUGGGAGACAUCUGUGUGGGUAACGUGCUCCAGCCCGGCGCUGGCGCUCUGAUGGCCCGAGUGGCUCACUUCCUCAGCGGCUUCCCUGAGUCGGUGCCCGUCUACACUGUGAACCGGCAGUGCUCGUCCGGCCUGCAGGCACUCUUUAACGUAGCAGGAGCCAUCAGGAGCAGAGCCAUCGACCUCGGCCUCGCCUGCGGCGUGGAGAGCAUGUCGCUGCGAGGGAUCGGUAACCCAGGCGACCUGAGCUCCAGGCUGACGGACAACAACAAAGCCAGAGACUGCAUCAUUCCCAUGGGCAUCACGUCGGAGAACGUGGCAGAGAGGUUUGGCGUCUCCAGAGAGAAGCAGGACGCCUUCGCUCUCCGCUCUCAGCAGAAUGCAGCGAGGGCACAGAGGGCGGGUCUGUUCAACCGCGAGAUCGUCCCCGUUACCACUAAGUUUGUGGACGACGAGGGCAAAGAGCGCCAGGUGACAGUCAGCAGAGACGAGGGCGUGAGACCGGGGACGACGCUGGAGGGGCUCGCCAAACUGCGGCCGGCCUUCAAGCCUGACGGCAGCACCACAGCAGGUAACUCUAGCCAGGUGAGUGACGGCGCGGCGGCCGUCCUGAUCGGUCGCAGGUCUGCGGUUGAGGCGCUGGGUCUCCCGGUGCUGGGGGUCCUGAGGGCCAGCGCGGUGGUGGGCGUCUCUCCUGAUGUGAUGGGGAUCGGACCGGCGUACGCCAUCCCUGCAGCUCUGCAGCAGGCAGGACUGUCUGUGGCGGAUAUCGAUGUGUUUGAAAUUAACGAGGCCUUCGCAAGUCAGGCGGUGUACUGCGUGGAGAAGCUGGGGAUCCCGCCGGAGAAGGUGAAUCCGAACGGCGGCGCCAUCGCUCUGGGUCACCCUCUGGGCUGCACCGGCGCCCGGCAGGUGGUGACACUGCUCAAUGAGCUCAAACGCAGAGGCAGGAGGGCAUACGGCGUCGUGUCCAUGUGCAUCGGGACCGGGAUGGGAGCUGCCGCCGUCUUUGAAUACCCCGGAGCGUAGCUGCUCAGACUGACCCGUCACCUGAAACGGAUCGAUCAGUCGAGACCCGUCACGUGACCUCAGUAUAAAUGGAGUUGCUUCUGUCUCGGUCGACCUUUAUGUUAAACUGUUAGAACAUUUCUAACCGCAGCUGAUUCAGUCCCUUUGUUUCCUGAUGACUGAUCAUUGAUAAAUCAGCAAAGAUCAAUAACUCACAUUUACUUCCUGCUAGCUGAGUUGCUCAGCACGAUUGUGACAUUCAAAGCUGCAUCAGGUCCAGCUCAGGUGUCCCUGCAGCUCUCUCAGGUGUCUCAGUGACGCUCUGAAGGACCGAUCCAAACUAAUGACUCUGCCUGUAAUCUCUGUAAGAAUAAAACAUUUCCACAUCA
Messenger RNA from Oreochromis niloticus (Nile tilapia), 1709 nucleotides. It is a transcript of the gene acaa1, whose product is annotated as acetyl-CoA acyltransferase 1. Lineage: Eukaryota; Metazoa; Chordata; Actinopteri; Cichliformes; Cichlidae. Gene Ontology annotation, biological process: fatty acid beta-oxidation; phenylacetate catabolic process. The record is from RefSeq and is a predicted model, not a curated record. The coding region runs from base 1 to 1341 and encodes 446 amino acids. Gene Ontology annotation, molecular function: acetyl-CoA C-acyltransferase activity. The transcript is spliced from 13 exons. Gene Ontology annotation, cellular component: peroxisome.